AUGGAACGCUUUGAAAAUUGGCUAAAUCAAAAUCAAGGAUUAAGCCCACGAACGGAUAAAAGUCAUGACCGCGAUCAGCAUGUAGACAGUGGCAGUAUCGAUACUAGCGAUAAAGAAAAUGUUUGCCCCGAAUGCUCUCAUUCUAGUCCCCAACAUUCUCCGCAAUGUUCUCAUAAUCAAAGCAACCCUCAUCCUACUAGACAACCUAAACCUGGACAAAAAUCAGACAUUACUAAUGACCCCAAAAAAACGGCCGAACUUAAUCGUCUGAAAAAACUAAUACAAACUAGUCGCGAUUUAUCAACUCUAGAAACCACCUAUCAAAAUAUAAAAGUUAAUCCUCUCUACCAAGGAAAAAAUCGCGACGAUAACAAAAAAGAACUUGAUGAUUUAUAUCAACUACAAAAAGAACUUUUGCGGUCUCAACAAAACUUAACUAAUGAUCCUAACUCUUUAAAUAAAGGAGAACUUGAUUGGCAAAAAGACCAAAAGAAAAGGGAUGAAGAAAAUAAAAAGAAACUUGACGAACAUAAAGAAAAUUUAAAAAAAGAUGAUAAAGAAUUUGAUGAGAAAAAUAAGAAAAAAUAUAUUGCUGAUAUUGAAAUGGACCUCAUAAAGAAAAAUGUCUCGGGAGAACAGUUAAGUCAAAAAUUAGGG
This is a messenger RNA of Paraglomus brasilianum, 657 nucleotides long. NCBI's taxonomy places the organism in Eukaryota, Fungi, Glomeromycota, Glomeromycetes, Paraglomerales, Paraglomeraceae. The record is from the annotation of a GenBank genome assembly.